Messenger RNA from Pectinophora gossypiella (pink bollworm), 1158 nucleotides. RefSeq names its product rhythmically expressed gene 2 protein-like. Lineage: Eukaryota; Metazoa; Arthropoda; Insecta; Lepidoptera; Gelechiidae. Bases 228 to 971 code for a protein of 247 amino acids. The transcript has a single exon. The record is from RefSeq and is a predicted model, not a curated record.
AACUAAAUACUUGGAUUACUUGGUCUUUGAGAAAAAUUAAAAACUGAGAAGGUAAAUAAGUAAUUUGUAAUGAAAAUGUCUUUAUUCAUAUAAUAUUACAUAAUUUCUAAAGUAUGCUGUGGGUGGAGUGUUAUUUAGGUUCAUAAUUACAAUUAAUUCUGUAACGGAGGAGUUUAUAAAGAUAUUUAGUUAAUUUAUGUAACUGAAAAUGUAAAACGUACCAAGAAAUGAGCUUAAAAGGAAUAAAAUUAGUCACUUUCGACGCAACUAACACUCUACUGAAGUUUCGAGUACCGCCGUGGCAGCACUACGCAGUCGUCGCUAGAGACCACGGGUUCACCGGCACGGCCGAUGACUUGAAGCACCGCCUGUUGGACAGCUACAAAAACACCUGGACCAAAUAUCCCAAUUUCGGCAAGUGCAAAAUAAAUUGGGAUCAAUGGUGGACGACAGUAGUGAAGAUGACCUUCGAUGGACUGCUACCAAUGAACACUGACAUAGAACACAUUGCCAGCAGGCUAAUAGAGGAAUUCUCUUCAACAAAAUGCUGGCGUGCAGUAGACGGCAGUAAUAAACUUAUUCAGACACUUCAAGAUAAUGGCUUCAUCCUGGGGGUCAUCUCUAACUUCGAUCCACGCCUUACCAUUAUACUCAAGAGUGUAAAAAUGAAUGAAAAAUUCGAUUUUAUUUUAACUUCAUAUGAAAGUGGUUACAGCAAACCUGAUGUAAAAAUAUUUAAAUAUGCCUUAGAAAUGUGUGAAAAAUGUACAGGGAAGAUAGUGAAGCCAUCAGAGUCACUUCACAUUGGGGAUGAUAUUGAGAAGGAUUACCAUGGGGCGAGGGCUGCCGGCUGGCAUGCUCUACUUAUAUCACAAAAUAUAAAAUCUGAGACACCACCAGCUCUCAAUCAUGUGUUCAAAAAUUUAGAGGAAUUAGGAAAAGCAAUACAAAAUAAAACAAUUCAUCUAUAAACAUUUUUAUUGCACGUUAAACACAACACUAAAAACAAUAAACUGGUUGGUAAUUAUUUAUUUUACAGUUGAAAUAGAAUUUUGUUUUGGAGAUGUAGGUGAAUUGUAAUAAGUACAUUUAUUCUAUGUUACAUUAUUAUUGUAUAUUUGUAACAAUUCUGUUAAUUAAAUUAGCUAUUUAUUGAAA